Messenger RNA from Symbiodinium sp. CCMP2456, 262 nucleotides. NCBI's taxonomy places the organism in Eukaryota, Dinophyceae, Suessiales, Symbiodiniaceae. The record is from the annotation of a GenBank genome assembly.
AUGGCGGGCAACGUCGUCACCAAGGAGAUGACGGAGGAGCUCAUCUUCAGUGGUGCAGACGUGAUCAAGGUGGGCAUUGGCCCGGGCAGCGUUUGCACAACUCGCAAGCAGACAGGUGUCGGUUACCCGCAGCUUUCCGCGGUUCUGGAGUGCGCUGAUGCCGCGCACGGCCUUGGUGGACGAAUCGUGUCCGACGGCGGGUGCACCUGCCCCGGCGAUGUGUGCAAGGCCUUUGGCGCUGGCGCAGACUUCGUCAUGCUAG